AUGUCUCGUCUGAACUCGACCUUUAUCAAGGUCAUGGCCACCCUGACAUUGCUCUCUGCUGUAUAUGCCAGGUCUAAAGAUAUAGAUUGUCCAGAUGACCCGUUCGCUAGCCCGGCGACAGACAUUUGUAAUCCAUUACGAUAUAUCCCAAACAAGUCGAUUAAUAUAGCUGCAGCGGUACUAUACUUUGUCGUAGCUGCGAUAUUGACUUUCCACUCAUUCAGACAGAAAGCGAACUAUUUCUUAUGUCUUGUGAUCGGAGCUUGGUUUGAAGGUUUAGGUUUGGUGUUGAGAGUAGCAUUCAGGAAGAACCCUCAUAGUACAGGUUUAUACAUCGUCUGCUACCUUUUCGUCGUAUUAUCUCCCUGUGCGUUCCUAGCAGGUGAUUAUAUCUUAUUGGGCAGAUUGGUGCAGUACCUCGAUAAGAACGAGCAUAUGAGACCUCUUAAAGCAAGCUGGGUCUCGUGGACUUUCAUCAUCUCCGAUAUCGUCACUUUCCUGAUCCAAGCUGCAGGUGGUGGUCUAUCGAUCUCCAAAGAAAUCAAGACUGCCGAAGCGGGCGGUAACAUCUUCUUAGCUGGUAUCGCCGCUCAGUUGGCAAGUUUCGUCUUGUUUAGUGGCAUGUGGAUUCUCUUCGGUUUCAGAGCUUGGAAGAACGAUAAAGAACUAUGGGCCAAACCAGGAUGGAAAUCAUUAUAUUGGGCAAUGGGUUUCACCUGUAUCUGCUUCGUUAUUCGAAGUAUCUUCAGAACCGUUGAAUUAAGUGAAGGAUAUAUCGGAUACCUUGCUACCCACGAACGAUAUUAUCUAGGUUUAGAUACGCUUCCUCUGUUAUUGGGUAUCGCGACCUACUGUUAUUUCUGGCCUGGAAGAUACCUGCAUUUCCCUGCUAAAGGUCAAGUUGCCAACGAUCAAGAAAAUGGUAUGGAUAUGACCACAUCGGAAGGUCAACAGCCUUACACCGUCAAUGGUCCAUCGCAGGUUGACAGGAAUGAAGAUAAUUCUGGAAUCGAGAGUAGGGGUAGUAAUGAGAAAACAAUUUAG
Molecule: messenger RNA, 1044 nt
Organism: Kwoniella botswanensis
Lineage: Eukaryota; Fungi; Basidiomycota; Tremellomycetes; Tremellales; Cryptococcaceae
Exons: 7
Coding region: 1-1044 (347 amino acids)
Cellular component (GO): membrane
Source: RefSeq, a predicted model, not a curated record